UUUGAGGCCACGGAAGGUAGAGUGAGCCCCAGCCCACGGUAGCCCAAUUACUAGAAAAAGCUGCAGAUUCAAGAGAGAGAGAGAGUGCGUGUGUUUUGAGGGAGAGAGGGGCCCUGCAGGCCAAAUCAGCGUGCUCUCUGGGUCUGAGGAAGAAGAGGGUUUAGCCUCGGAGAGAGGAAGAGAUGUCAGACCUAGACAGGCAAAUAGAGCAGCUGAAGAAAUGCGAGCCUCUUAAGGAGUCCGAGGUCAAGGCUCUCUGCCUCAAAGCCAUGGAAAUCCUCGUCGAAGAGAGCAACGUUCAAAGGGUCGACGCCCCUGUCACAAUAUGUGGUGACAUCCACGGGCAGUUCUACGACAUGAAAGAACUUUUCAAAGUAGGAGGUGAUUGCCCAAAGACUAACUACUUGUUUCUUGGAGAUUUUGUUGACAGAGGAUUCUACUCUGUGGAGACAUUUCUGCUUCUAUUAGCCUUGAAGGUGAGAUAUCCAGAUCGGAUAACUCUGAUUAGAGGGAACCACGAGAGCCGUCAGAUCACGCAGGUAUAUGGAUUCUACGACGAGUGCCUUCGUAAAUAUGGAUCUGUGAAUGUUUGGAGAUAUUGCACUGAUAUAUUUGAUUACUUAAGUCUAUCAGCGCUCAUUGAAAACAGAAUUUUCAGUGUCCAUGGAGGACUCUCUCCUGCCAUAUCAACAUUGGAUCAGAUACGAAUAAUUGAUCGGAAGCAAGAAGUACCUCAUGAUGGUGCUAUGUGUGACCUCCUUUGGUCUGAUCCCGAAGAUAUCGUGGAUGGUUGGGGUUUGAGUCCCCGUGGUGCUGGUUUCCUAUUUGGCGGCAGUGUCGUGACUUCUUUUAACCAUUCAAACAACAUUGAUUACAUCUGUCGUGCCCAUCAGUUGGUAAUGGAAGGCUAUAAAUGGAUGUUCAAUAGCCAGAUAGUUACAGUCUGGUCAGCUCCAAAUUACUGCUACAGAUGUGGUAAUGUAGCUGCAAUUCUUGAGUUAGAUGAGAAUCUCAACAAGCAGUUUCGUGUGUUUGAUGCUGCUCCACAGGAAUCAAGAGGGACACCUGCGAAGAAACCUGCACCAGAUUAUUUUUUAUGAAACGGGUUUGGUAAAGUUUUACUUUUCGCCAUCCAAUAUGCUUGCAUUGAUAAACAAGAAGGUAUACAGUUGCAUGGAAAUGAUCCCAUGUAAUACGAAAGAAAUCUGCGCAUUGCUUAAUGAUCGGUUCCCCCAAAUGCCGAGCAAGAGGUCUGCUUUUCUGUUUGUAAUCAGUUGGAUAAUUGGGUUUGCAUUUCUCGUUUGUCUGAUUUUACUGUCUUUGUUAUUUACGUGUAACUGUAGUGUUAAUGCAGCAAAUCAUCGAACAUAGAAUUCCUAUCCUUGUUCAUUUGAUAUCAAAAGGUGUACUUUUAUUAUUGUGGUCA
Carya illinoinensis is the source of this 1426-nucleotide messenger RNA. Its product is annotated as serine/threonine-protein phosphatase PP-X isozyme 2. Bases 183 to 1100 code for a protein of 305 amino acids. NCBI's taxonomy places the organism in Eukaryota, Viridiplantae, Streptophyta, Magnoliopsida, Fagales, Juglandaceae. The transcript has 8 exons. Gene Ontology annotation, biological process: peptidyl-serine dephosphorylation; double-strand break repair via homologous recombination. Gene Ontology annotation, cellular component: nucleus; cytoplasm. The record is from RefSeq and is a predicted model, not a curated record. Gene Ontology annotation, molecular function: protein serine/threonine phosphatase activity.